Molecule: messenger RNA, 1054 nt
Organism: Zalophus californianus (California sea lion)
Lineage: Eukaryota; Metazoa; Chordata; Mammalia; Carnivora; Otariidae
Gene: TCEAL2
Product: transcription elongation factor A like 2
Source: RefSeq, a predicted model, not a curated record
CAGCCCCGGCGCCCGCCCGCUCGCCGGCCCUGCGGUCCGGUCCCUGCGCCCUCCGCUCCCAUCGCCCGCGCGGAUCCAGCUCCCUGAGCUGCCCGGGCGGCGGGCGAGGGGCAAGCGGGCUUCGGCGAGCCCGAGGAGGCGCAGGCCUUCCCCGGGCCCCGCAGGUCUGGUGUCUGUCCUCAGCACUGUGCAAGUGUAGAAAAGGAGGAGGAACAUGUCCAGAGUCCCCACAGGACAGGAAAAGGAGGGGAAUCUCAACAUGGAAAAACUCUGUGAUGCAAAUGAAGGAAUGCCUGAGAACCAAGGAAAGAUGGAAUACAAAGAACCGCCACAGGAUGCGGGAAAGCCAGAAUUAGCUUGUACUCUGGAAGACAAGGAAAAGUUGGAAAAUGAGGGGAAGACAGAAAAUGAGGAAAUACUAAAGGACAAGGAAAGGCCAGGGAGUGUGGCAAAGCGAAAAGAGGGAAAGCCAGUAAACGAGGGAAAGCCAGUAAACGAGGGAAAGCCAGAGAUCCAGGAAAAGCCAAAAGAAGAAAAGCCAGCCAUCGAAUCAAGGGUUGCAGGAAAGCGCCCAGCUGGGGAUGAUGUACCCAGGAAGGCCAAAAGAAAAACCAACAAGGGGCUGGCUCAGUGCCUCAAGGAAUACAAGGAGGCCAUACACGAUAUGCAUUUGAACAAUGAGGAGAUGCUAAAAGAAUUUGACGAGAUGGCCAGGGUGGAGGAUGAGGUGAAGAAAACCAGACAGAAAUUGGGGGGAUUUAUGUGGAUGCAAAGUUUACAGGACCCCUUCCACCCUAGGGGCCCAAGGGAACUCAGGGGUGGGUGCAGAGCCCCACAAAGGGGCUUUGAAGACAUUCCUUUUGUGUAGUGCCCCUGGCAGGCAUUUGCCAAGCCCUGUGCUUUAAUCUUAUGCUAAUAAUUUGCUUUAGCUGUCACUCUGGUUAUCAGUAGCCUUUUGAUCCAACUAGAGCACUCUACCAGUAGGGGAUUUUUCACCCAUGUGCAUUGCAAAGUCGUUAUAAUUCUUGGAAAAUAAAGUAGCUUAUAAUAUCAU